Drosophila santomea is the source of this 2083-nucleotide messenger RNA. RefSeq names its product lachesin (gene DIP-delta). The coding region runs from base 524 to 1933 and encodes 469 amino acids. The transcript has 12 exons. The record is from RefSeq and is a predicted model, not a curated record. Lineage: Eukaryota; Metazoa; Arthropoda; Insecta; Diptera; Drosophilidae. Gene Ontology annotation, cellular component: neuron projection.
GUUUGACUCGAACCUGCGCCGGAAGUAGAAGUCAGCCCGCGAGUUUCCAUUGAAGGGGAGACUACUUAAAACAACACAACAAAUAAAUCAUCUUUAAAUCACAAUUAAAAUAAGAGUUAAUUGCAAAUUACUUGAUCUCAAAACAGUGCUUAUACUAAAUAUAAAAAGAAAAACAACAGCCGCGGAAACACAAAAACAAGAACAGAAAACCAUGGGCAAAUGCCAUUCGACGCGUCAAGUGAAUUAAGCGAUUUUUAAAGCUUUACGCUAAAUGAAAUUUGAAUUGGCAAAGUGUUCACUUGUGUGUGCAAAUUAAAUUACGCAAAUCAAAUAAAUAUUUUAACGAAACCAAAAUAAAAGCCCAAAAUAGUACGGAGCGCAAAUAAAAAUGCUGUGCAAAAAUAACCAACCAUAGUGUAAAUAAUUCAACAAAUGUUUUAUAGCACCAGACAUAGAUAAAAUUAAACGCAGAAGAGAAAAGAAUCAAUAAAAAAAACAAUAACGCAACAACGAAUAUAACAAAAUGUUUAUUCUAACGGUAAUUAAAUUGCUGCUGAUUGCAUUGAAUAUAUUUCCCAGUCGCUUCACAAAUAGACGGAUUAUGUUUCUCAUCUACAUGACAAAUCUGGUGACGCACGUCAUGAUGGAUGAGCCACGUUUUGCGCAGCCGAUACCAAACGUCACCGUUGCUGUGGGUCGAGAUGCCAAUCUGCCCUGCGUUGUGGAGCAUUUGGGUGGCUAUAAGGUGGCCUGGAUUCACAUAGACAGGCAAAUGAUACUGACCAUCCACCGGCAUGUGAUAUCGCGGAUACCGAGAUACAGUAUCACCUACACGGACAACACGUGGCUGCUGCACGUGAAUCAGGCUCAUCAGGACGAUCGCGGCUACUACAUGUGCCAGGUCAACACCAACCCCAUGAUUAGCCAGGUGGGCUACCUACAGGUGGUCGUGCCCCCAAAUAUUUUGGACAUUGAGAGCACGCCGUCGUCGGUGGCGGUGCGUGAAAAUCAAAAUAUCAACAUGACGUGCCGAGCUGAUGGUUUCCCAGCCCCAAAAAUCAUUUGGAGACGCGAGGAUGGCGAGGAAAUUACCGUCGAAAAGAAGAAAAAAGUUCUCGUGUACGACGCCGAUGUCCUGCCGCUAACCAAAGUGAGUCGCAAUGAAAUGGGCGCCUAUUUGUGCAUCGCCACCAAUGGAGUACCGCCAUCGGUGUCCAAGCGGAUCAUUCUGGACGUGGAGUUUUCACCAAUGAUUUGGGUGCCGAAUCAACUUGUUGGCGCCCCAUCCGGCACAGAUGUAACCAUCGAUUGCCACACGGAGGCGCAUCCCAAAGCCAUUAUCUAUUGGGUGUACAAUUCGGUGAUGGUGUUGCCGAGCAAAAAGUAUAAAACCGACUACACGGAGAACUCCUAUCGUGCCCACAUGAAGCUGACGAUAAGAAACCUACAAUAUGGUGACUUUGGCAACUAUCGAUGCAUCUCGAAGAACUCGUUGGGGGAAACGGAAGGCUCCAUACGUGUUUACGAAAUACCAUUGCCAUCCACACCAUCCAAGCAGGUCACCCACACCACCGUCGAGUCCAGGGAGAACAAUAUCAUACCCUCAUCACGCAACGACACAACGAAAUCCCUGCAAACGGAUGUGGGAUAUGCCAUGAAGAACGAUUUGUAUCCUGGCUCGGCCUCCUCCUCAUCCUCGGGAGGCAGUUCCUCGGCGGCCUCGUCUUCCACCUCGAUGCAGACCUCGGCAUUGCCAGGAGGUGUGGCGGGAAAUAGUCUAUCAUCAAUGGGCUCCAAAGGAUCCUUGGCGAUAGGCAAGAGCACGUUCUACACAGAACGACCACCGAAUGAGUACGCCUCCUCGUCAGUGGCUGGCCUGCUGCUACAUAGAGCAUUGCUGUUCGGCUCUGGAAUCUAUCUGAUCCUGCUUUGAAAUCAAUAAGUCGUUUGAGCUAAUCAAUAAGCAUUUCGAAAAUGCAGCCAAAGGGGGUAGAAAAAAACGGGGGGAAUAGUUUAGGUACAUCAUCAUAUUUCAUAGCUGAAAGUAUAUCAAAAAUCCAAUAAUAAUAAUUAACAAACAAAA